Lucilia sericata (common green bottle fly) is the source of this 1964-nucleotide messenger RNA. RefSeq lists its product as uncharacterized. Bases 41 to 1936 code for a protein of 631 amino acids. The transcript is spliced from 2 exons. NCBI's taxonomy places the organism in Eukaryota, Metazoa, Arthropoda, Insecta, Diptera, Calliphoridae. The record is from RefSeq and is a predicted model, not a curated record. Gene Ontology annotation, molecular function: protein binding.
UAUUGUGUAAUUAGUUUACGAUAAAAUUUUGUGAAUAAAAAUGGAAAAAAUAAUAACAAACGUUGAUGUUUUAUACGAAAUUUUUCAAUAUCUUAACUUGGAAGAAUUGUUAAAAUUGACUAAAGUCUGUACACAGUUUCGCAUAGUGAUUGUUGAUUUUAUAUGGAAAAACAAAUACAAAAAUCUAGAAGUAUGUAAAAUGUCUCAACAUUUCGGAAUGUUGCUGACAAAUAAUACAGCGAAUAAUGAAUCAGACAAUGAGGUUGGCUACGAGUGUGUUAAAGAGGAUAAGACCAUAUUAAAUCGAAAAGAUGUUGAUACUUUUCUACAGUUAAUAGUUGAUAACAUAAAAAUGUUAGUUUUAUAUUCACCAACGAUAAACUAUAAAAUUGUCAACGAUGAAAGUGAAGUGAUGAAAAGUAGCUCACUUAUUUUUAGUCCCACAGAAUUCGGAGUGACAUUUGAUCAGCAUCAUAGAUUUAUAAAUCUUACUGCGAUAAGUUUUCAACAUGUUAUAAUCAGCGAAAAAGAUUUAAGACUUUUGAAUAGAUAUUGCAACAAGUUGGAGAAAAUGUGUUUGGAUAACUGUUUUAAUAGCAACGAAAAGACCUUGGUAAUAGGAGAGGAUAUAAAAAUUACCACCCUACAAAAUAUGACUGAAUUGAAAAUUCUUGAAAUCACAGUUUCCGAUACUGUAGAUAAAGAAUUAACUUAUGAUUUAAAUAAAAUAUUAAAUAAAUUAAAUAUGCUGCAGUUAGUAAUAAAAAUAAGAAACUUUGUUAUAAACGAGGAUGAUGAUAAUGCUAUAGCUACUAGGAAAGCUUUAGGUCUAACAAAUCCUUGUGAGGAAUUAACUAUAGGCUAUUUUCGAUCUCAACGUAUUUUUAGAAAAUUCAACAACUUAAUGUUAACUAAUUUUAAAUGCCUUAAGAAACUGGUACUGGAAUCAUGGGCUUUGAUCUCAAUUAAUGAAGAGUUUUUUAAGAAACUACAAAAAACUUGUAAUCAAUUAGAAUAUUUAAAAUUACAAAAUUUCGAAAUCAGUAGCUUUGCCACCAUUUCUACUUUAAACACAUUUGUUUUGGAGAAUUGUUCGGGUUUGAUAUGGCGUGAUUUAAUGGCCAUCUUAAGUAAUAUGAAACUAAGAACAUUUUCCAUUAAAGACACAGAAUAUAUAGGAAUAUUUGAGUAUUUUACAGUGGCACCAACUUUGGAAAAUGUACUUGUUAACAAUUGUCAACGAAAUCAUCUAAAGAAAUUAUUUGAAAUAAAUGAUGGUCUGAAUUUAAGAAAUCUAUCAUCGCUUACCUGGCAUGAUAAUUUUGCACAGGUGCCUAUUUACGUGGCUACUAGUUGUGGCAAACUUAGAACGUUAAUAACAGAACCCUCGUCAUUAUUGAUUAAUAAUUUAUAUAGCCUCAGCUCUUUGGAGAAACUUACCCUGAGAGUUGGCAGAAAAAUAAAAUUCUCAAAAAUUAUGAUUAUCUUAAAACAUCCCAAUUUAAGAUAUUUUACACUUACAAAACUAGAAGGUCCUGAUGGUUAUGAUGAAUACGAUGACUACUUAAUUGAUUAUGAUAUAUAUGAUCAAGAGUUAAUGGAAUUUGAAGAUAAGAGAAUUAAUUUAACAUUUUUGAAUAUUUCCUUAAAUAGUUAUUUUAAGAUUGUACAAGAUUUUUGGUUUAAUCUACUGCACAAUAAUCCCAAACUAAUACUUAUGAUACGUUAUAAUAGAUUUCUACACAAUGAUCAUUCAUUUUUGAAAUUUAUUAUUAAUCAUCGAAACUUUCCGAAACGUUUGAAAUCCAUAAAAAUUUGUGGCUACAGAAUUGAAAUUAGAGAAUUUAAGGAGAAUUUUGAGACUGCUAUUGAAAAGAUUAAAACAUUUUCCAAUAUAUACAAAGAUAAAGAAGAUAAAGGUUAUAUUUUAUUAUAAUAAAGAUUAUUUUUUGAAAUCAACUAUA